Sphaeramia orbicularis (orbiculate cardinalfish) is the source of this 2570-nucleotide messenger RNA. RefSeq names its product low density lipoprotein receptor-related protein 11 (gene lrp11). NCBI's taxonomy places the organism in Eukaryota, Metazoa, Chordata, Actinopteri, Kurtiformes, Apogonidae. The record is from RefSeq and is a predicted model, not a curated record. Gene Ontology annotation, molecular function: serine-type endopeptidase inhibitor activity; protein binding. The coding region runs from base 221 to 1897 and encodes 558 amino acids. The transcript has 9 exons.
CUCUCCUCGUGCCCGUCUCCUCCUCACCAUGACAACGGCAGAUUUUCAGCAUCGUUAGAGGACACAGCCCCUGUGCCUGUGCCCACCCUUUGUGUAAAUCGUCGUGUUUUACAGCAGCCGUCGUGUUUUACAGCUGUAUUUGAAUGUAGGGAGCCGUGUUUUCCGCGUGGACCCUGAUGCGUGGGAGGAAAGCAGGAGGCUGUGUGACCGCGUAAACAAAAUGGCCCUGCUUCUGCUUCAGCUUCAGCAUCUGCGGCUGCGGCUGCUCUCGUGCGUCCUGCUGCUGUGCGCGCUAAGACGCACCGACACGCGCUCGUCGCAAAUAUCGGAUUUAAAGUCUCGGAUAUCAGGGGUGGAGGAGCUGCUGGAGGAGUUCCGGAAGCAGCUGCAGCAGGACCAGGCGUACAGGGCACCGGGGGAGGUCGUCGACUCCUGCGUGGGUGACUUCAACGCCGCCGAGGAGCGCAUCAUCCGGGCCAAGGACUCCAUCGAGCAGGGGGCCACGUUCCUGCUGGCCCCGGACAGGGUGUACAGCUGGAAGGACUGCCUGCACGCAUGCUGCUCCCAGGCCCACUGCACCGUGGCCGUGGUCCAGGAGGAUGGGAGGCAGGCCGGGGACAGUCUGAGCUGCUACCUGUUCAACUGCACCUACAGGGCCAAGAACGUCUGCUCCUUCGCCCGCCAGCAGGGCUUCACCACCUACAGCCGGAGCCCCAACACCACCCGGGGACACCUCCAGGGCCCGUCCGGAGGCACUGCCAGGAGGCCCGGGGAGGAGGAGGACGACACCCAGGAGGUGGAUGAGCCUCCUCGUAGUGAUGCUGGACAGGAUGUGGUGAUCCAGCUGCCCACAGACUGGGCUGUUCUGGAUGGACGAGACAGUGUGGACGACCACGGGAUCAACCGCUAUGAGUGGACACUUGUCAAAGGCGACACAGCCAUCAAUAUGAAGGUGACUCAUCCAGGGCUGCUGAAGAUCAGUGGUCUUCAGGAGGGCGUCUACACUUUCCAGAUGACGGUGACGGACACAGUGGGUCAGAAGAGCACUGACAAUGUGUCUGUCACUGUUCUGGCACCGAAACACCAAGCAGAAGUUUGUACGGGUCACUGCUCCAACUACCAGUUUAAGUGUGACGAUGGCUGUUGUAUCGACAUCACUUACGCCUGUGAUGGCAAACAACACUGUCCAGACCGCUCUGAUGAAGACUUCUGUCCAAACUUUGAUGGCAGCAGGAAGUCAGUGACCCACCCUGCUGACCUGCCCAUCCCUCAUCGACCUGUAACCCAAACAGAAGAGGCAGAGGACGGCUCCAUGCUCCAGACCGAGCCCAGGAAGACCAUGGAGAGCAUCGUAUCCACUCAGGACAGGACCAAGACUACAUCGUCACAAAGCUCAGACCUUCAGCUGGAAGCCACAGCCAGUCAAGAUCCGUGCUCUUCAGCUCCAGUCGUCGGACCCUGUAAAGGAACGUUCCCUCGGUGGUAUUACGACCAGGACGCAGGAGAAUGCAAACACUUCCUGUAUGGUGGUUGCCAGGGGAACCAUAACAACUUCCUCCAGGAGUCGGACUGUGUCACUGAAUGUAUACAGAAAAGUCCGGCCUUCAAACCAGCGACUGUGUCUCCACCAAUCACAAAACAGACAGAAAUAGCUGCCCCGAAAGUGUCCCAGAGCCAAACUGAAAGUGACCCCAUCUCUAAACCAGUUCCAGUGAGAGGAGGACAUCCAGUCCCAGAGUCUGGUGCGAUUCUUCCUCUGGCUCUUGGCCUCAUCAUCACCGCUCUGCUGCUGCUCAUGAUUGGCUGUCGUCUCAGGCUUGUUCGCCACAAGCUGAAGAAAGCCCGGCCCCUCACCACAGAGGAGUCGGAUUACCUCAUCAACGGUAUGUACCUGUAGGGAGCGCCGAAAUCUGACCCGCCGCCAUCAGAGCCUGAGCCGGGACUUGAAAUUUGCACUCUUCAUGUCUCGCAGCCCAGCGUCUCCAAACGUCCCCUCACUUCAGCUUGGAAACCUCCUUUUUCUCUUUCACAAACUUCUUCUCUCCUCUUUCCUCUGGUUCUACUGCUGCUGACUGAUGCUGCCUUUAAAGCCAAUGAUACAUAUUUAUGUUGUCUUAAUCCAGUAUGAAACAUAUACCAACUGUCUGUAUUAUUUCUCCUCAUAGAUACAGUACAGGAGGCUUUUCGUCCUUUCUGUCCUCUCAUGUUGAAUUGAUUGUAAGCAUUUGCAACUUCAGACUAUGCUGUAUUUCUGCCAGCGAGUGGCACUAAUGUCUCAUAUUUCUGCUGAAGAUUUCAGUCAAACUAAACUAUGGUUAGAAAUGCAACAAAUCUGACUGCCUGUUCUGGUGCACUUUCCAAGAUUCAACACAAAAGAUUCUUAGGUUCCCAAAAUAACAGUAAGCCAUAGCAACUAGUAUAGAUUAAAAACCCUACUAUGCCAGGUUCUGUUGCUUUUUUUUUUCUUUGUUUGGCAAAUUCAAGUAGAGUAUGUACUGUAUUUGCAGAGUGUAAUCCCUCCAAGUGCUGUCUUUCAUGUGAGAUAUUAAAGUUUAUUAUAUAUCAAAACA